Staurois parvus is the source of this 339-nucleotide messenger RNA. The record is from the annotation of a GenBank genome assembly. NCBI's taxonomy places the organism in Eukaryota, Metazoa, Chordata, Amphibia, Anura, Ranidae.
AUGACACUUCUUCUAACCUACAGUUUCACCAUUUUUGAAAACUUAGCUCUUAUUGUUGUCAAUAAAGUUUAUGUCUUUCUACAUACCCCAAUGUAUUUCUUUCUGGGGAAUUUCUCCUUUCUUGAAUUUUGCUACAGAACUAUAGUCAUUCCAAAAACAUUGUACAUUUUAAUAUCAGAGAUAAGGAUUAUUUUCCUCUCUAACUGUAUUAUCCAAUUAUAUCUGUUUACUUCUCUAGGAGCUACAGUAUAUAUGUUGUUAGCGACUCUGGCUUAUGAUCGCUAUGUGGCAAUUAGUUAUCCUCCUCGUUAUUCAGUCAUCAUAAACAGUAGCUUAUGA